UAGACUUUACCGCGACAGCCAGAGUUCGGCCAGGGCUGACACCUUACUGAGCUGAGUCCGAUCCGUGACCUAGAAAAUCGAAAAUGGAAGCUUCCAAGUCCAAGUCCUCUUGUACAAAUGGGAUCGCAGGCAGAAGAAGCAAGCGACUGCAGAGGAAAAUGGAGGAGAAAGAGUUGGGUGAUUUCAUGGUCAAUGCUCCCCUUGGCUAUUUCUCUGUCCUCCCGCAAGAAAUCAUGUACAUCAUCUUUUCAAAGCUCCCAACAAUGGACCUCAGCUACCUUACUCUAGUCUCCAAGUCCUUACGAGACAUUGUCAUGGCGUAUAACCUCACCAAGCAAGGCAUUACCAAACUCCUCUCCAUAGGCUGUGCCAAGAGUAAAAGCAAGAAGAAAAAGAUUGACCUGUGCUACUGCUUCAAAGAUCUGGGUUUAUUGGUGAAACGGUCUACUUGCCUGUACCCCACAAAGGAGAGACUACGACUGAUGGAAACUUUGUUUAAAGAGCUGACCAGCAGCGUCAAGAUCGAAUCAACGAGGGUCAACUACUGCUUUGGUCAGUUCCUCAGCAUCUUUGUGAAAGGAUGGGAGGAAAAAGAGUGCCAUCGAGCAUACUUUGCUAUCAUUGAUCAUCAGAACCUUGGCCUCCAGAUUGCGAGCAUUCUGGCAGGCAAGGCCGGGGCCAAGAUUGGGCUAGAGAUGGAGGUGAGGUCUUUCCUGCGUGGUGUGGUCCUGGACCAGUGCGAUUCCAUGGAGGAUCUAGCUAUGUGGCUUCACUUCAUCCUGAAACCCUACCCUAUGGUCCAUCAAGCCAGGCUGCUCCUACUGCUCUAUGGACCACUCAGCAGAACUAGAGACCAGAUAGAUUGGACGUUCAUGACCAACGAUGAUCCGAUCUCGGCUCCUCUCAGCUCUGCCCCAUUCAGAGACCUAGCUGUGGCCAUCAAAGCCCUGUACAAACACAAGGACUGGAGCACAGACAGUGUCAUCAGUGUUCUUGAAGAACUCACAGGAUGCCCAACUGAAUGGCAGACUGAAAACAUGGCCCGCUUGCUGGUGAUGUGUGGGGAAGGGGUGUGUGUUCCAGUGCUGGCCAGCAAGGCGAUUAAUGGCAAGACAUCUCAACUAAGCUCGGUCAUCGUUGCACUGGCCCUGGUCACAUAUCUGAGCAGUUUGAACAUGUCUUGGCUGAUACACAUUCUCCAGGAGAUUUGUCAGAUUGUGCCCAACGAGCAUGAUGUCGAAGCCAUGAUCGAUUCCGUUGUCGAGUACUUCCGGCACAUCAUCGUGACCCUGCCUGAGAACAGACAGCCAGGUCAUAUGAUGAUCUUUGAAGAUAUCGUGGAAGCCUACUCCAGUUUCACCAAAGAACUUAUGGUUGCCUCAGUUAUGCCCUCCUACAAACUUGGCUUACAGCACCGAUAUCCUGAAGAAUAAACCAAAAUGCUCUUCACAUCAUUAGCAAUGGAGCCCCCUCUCUCAAUCCCAGAGAUUUUGCAUUGUGCCUUAGAAUGUGAUUUCAGACUGCCAUAGAGCAUGCGAGUAUAUCUUCAUUCAAACAGGUCUUAUCGCCAACAGGGUUGAACACAACUAGUUACAAAAAUAUGAGUAGCAUUAUUAAUUAUUUAUUACAUCAUUACUAAUAUACUCUUCAUUGGAUUUCAUAUAUAUUAAAGCAUCUUUGAAGAUGUAGUGGUGUCCUACUCUAGUUACACCAACAAUUUAUUGUUGCUUCAAGUCAGCUUGUAAACAGCAUCAAAAUCAUGAAGAUCUAAACCAAAAUGCUCUUCAUAUAUCACCAACGAGGGAGCUGCGUUCUCUCUCUGUCUCUGAGAAUUUUGAAAUUUCCUUUGAAACGCUUAAUUUUUUAUGCAAGCUUCAACGAAAUGGAGGUAUACUUGUAGUUCACCAGGAACUCAUGGUUGAUUUAUAGUCCUGCAACUGCUAGCUGUAUUAAAUUGUUGCCAAUUUAGCUUAUUAUCAGUAUUAACACAUAUAGCCUGCAAUCAAGAACCAUGCAGUGGCUCAUGUAAAUAGAAGUUUGUUUUUAUUGAGUUAACUUAGAGCCCAAAUCUAACUUAAAUUAGCUUUGGAAAGAAAUGAAACAGAAAGAUAUAUGCAGUUACUGGAAAAUCGGUCAAAUUUUCCCAAAGUCAAAUCAAAUUUUGUGUACCAAACUAUGCGAAACAUGUUUUAUUUACACUUCUCGAGUUGAAUUUUUCAUAAGUCAAACUAUUUAUAUGGUCCCAACACAUUGGACUUAUGCAGAGUUAACUGUAUUUAUAUGUAGAUUUGUAUGUGUGAGAAAAGAGA
Messenger RNA from Strongylocentrotus purpuratus (purple sea urchin), 2309 nucleotides. It is a transcript of the gene fbxo47, whose product is annotated as F-box only protein 47-like. The record is from RefSeq and is a predicted model, not a curated record. The coding region runs from base 84 to 1433 and encodes 449 amino acids. Gene Ontology annotation, molecular function: protein binding. The transcript has 10 exons. NCBI's taxonomy places the organism in Eukaryota, Metazoa, Echinodermata, Echinoidea, Camarodonta, Strongylocentrotidae.